AUGAAAAAAUUCCGUCCGUUCGAUAAACUUUUGCUUGGUGGAGGGCGAGCGAGCACUAGAGAAUUUCGAACGGUGGAGCUGUCCGUGGUGUUCGAGGAGACGAGUGGGGGAGACGACGGCCAAGAAAAGGAUCUGCUUCCUUGUUGUGGGCAGAACAAGAAAGAGGAGGAGGACGACGACGGGCCACCCUGCUGGUGGCUACGACGAGAUCAGAGCUGGGCUUUUAAAGCAAUGGGUGGAUGUAGUUCGGCCCUAAUUAUUUCUAUGUGUGGACUUGUUCUUUUGGAUGUAUCAUUUGCUGCCCAUUAUACGGAUAAGUGGGCAGUUCGUAUUGAAGGAGGUAUACAAGCGGCAAAAGCUUUAGCCGAAAAACACGGAUUUACUUUCUUGGGAGAGAUUAUGCCUGACUUUUAUAAUCUACAACAUAGAAAAGUAGCCAAACGAUCUAUUUAUGCCAGUACAUCUCAUCAAGUGGCCUUAGCAGCAGAACCACAGGUAACAUGGAUUGAGCAGCAGGUAGCGAAACGGAGAGUAAAAAGAAGUAUUAAUUUCAAUGAUCCAAAGUGGGGUAUGAUGUGGUAUUUGAAUCGAGGACAUGGUCUUGAUAUGAAUGUAAGGCGAGCAUGGGAAAGAGGAUAUACGGGCAAAGGUGUUGUUGUUACCAUUUUAGAUGAUGGAAUUGAGAAAGAUCAUCCAGACCUUAGGAAAAACUAUGAUGAUCAAGCAAGUUAUGAUGUUAAUGACCACGAUCCUGACCCAACACCACGUUAUGAUUAUACAAAUGAAAACAGACAUGGCACCCGGUGUGCAGGAGAAGUGGCAGCUGAGAGAGACAAUAUGAUAUGCAAUGUGGGUGUAGCAUUUGAUGCCAGUAUUGGAGGUGUUCGAAUGCUUGAUGGUGAUGUAACAGAUUCUGUGGAAGCCCAAUCUUUAAGUCAUAAUCCUCAACACAUACAUGUAUACAGUGCAAGUUGGGGACCUGAUGAUGAUGGUCGCACUGUUGAUGGACCAGCCACCUUAGCCCGAAAAGCCUUCUUUGAUGGCAUUACAAAGGGUCGAGGAGGCUUGGGAUCAAUAUUUGUCUGGGCUUCAGGCAAUGGUGGCCGGGAUGGAGACAGCUGCAACUGUGAUGGAUAUACCAAUAGUAUUUAUACCUUAUCUAUCAGCAGUGCCACUGAAAAUGGAAAUAUUCCUUGGUACUCAGAAGCAUGUUCAUCCACACUUGCCACUACAUAUAGCAGUGGGUCCAGUGCAGAGAAGCAGAUUGUGACGACUGACUUGCGGAGAGGUUGUACAGAGACUCACACGGGGACAUCAGCCAGUGCGCCCUUGGCUGCUGGCCUCUGUGCACUGGCAUUACAAGCUAACUCCAUGUUAACUUGGCGUGAUAUGCAGCAUAUAGUUGUGUUGACAGCGAAACCUGGAAAUCUAGACGCUCAAGAUUGGCUUAUAAAUGGGGUUGGCCGUAAAGUCAGCCAUUCAUUUGGCUAUGGAUUAAUGGAUGCAUCUGAAAUGGUGUCUCUUGCAAGAAACUGGACUACAGUGCCAAAACAAAAAGUAUGUGAAAUCCGUUAUCCAGAAAGGAGCAGGGUUGUUCCAAUGAAUGGGAGAGCAACUGCUGCUCUUUACUCAACUGGCUGUGAAGGAAGAAAUAAUCAUGUAAAAUACCUUGAACAUGUGCAGGCACGUGUUACAUUGACGUCAGAUCGCCGAGGAGAAAUCCAAAUAUUCCUGACAUCACCUAUGGGCACAAAAUCAACAUUGCUUGCUCGAAGGACGAGAGACACAUCACAAGAUGGAUUCAGCAACUGGGCUUUCAUGACGACACAUAACUGGGGAGAGUUUGCUAAAGGAACCUGGAUGCUCGAGAUUGAAAAUGGUGCCAGUGCAUGUAAGUAA
Acanthosepion pharaonis is the source of this 1899-nucleotide messenger RNA. Lineage: Eukaryota; Metazoa; Mollusca; Cephalopoda; Sepiida; Sepiidae. The record is from the annotation of a GenBank genome assembly.